UUUUUUACACUGAUUGCUUUUACACCCAUAAAGGCUGUAAAAGCAAUCAUUUCUCCUCUCUGGCUGCAUUCUUGCAGCCAUUUAGAAAUACUGUAUGGUGAUUGGUCACAGCUGGUCACAUGGUACAAGGCUGUUGUGAAUAGCCUUGUACCAUGUGAUCUCUGUGAUCAUUCACAGAUUUCACACGUAAUAAGCAAUGAUGUCAGAAGUGACAUAUUGCUUACCACUCUCUUCAUGGCCAAUCAGUGAUCACAUGAUCGGGACCUCACACGUACAAUGAUCGGUGUUGCACUGUUUCCAGAGGACACAGCGGGCACCGGAUCACGGUGCUGCGUGAUCCCAGGGAGUGCGCACGAGCAGGGAGGCCGUUUA
Messenger RNA from Staurois parvus, 372 nucleotides. The record is from the annotation of a GenBank genome assembly. NCBI's taxonomy places the organism in Eukaryota, Metazoa, Chordata, Amphibia, Anura, Ranidae.